AUGUGUCCUCCCUCCCCCACCCCCCAACCCAGGGGCGGUUACCACUCCCUGGAGGGCGCUGGCGACUUCAGCAUAUCCAACCCUUACCGCUACCAGUUCCGGUCGGCGCGACUGGAGAAGUUCCUACAGGAGCACCGGAGUCUUCAGGAGCAUCUCUACCGCUCCAAAGGCUCUCGGGACGGCGUCAUCCGAGCUGGGUCCUCCUCCAGACUCCCGACGUACCUGGGCAGCCUGGACACCGCGAGAGGAACGUCCCACUACGGCGAGCCUUCUUCCACUUGCUCGUCGCCGUAUCUGGACGUCGAGCUGGGCGUCCCGCAGACCCGAGGCUUGGCGCACGAGCCCCUCGUGGGCCUGGGCAGCCUAGGGCACAGAGACGCCCACAGGGAACUCAGGCAGAGCCGGUCGCUCUCUUCCGCCGACCCUCUCAUCGACAGCCUGUCGAGCAGGACCCUCGCGACGCCGGACUCCAUCAUGGACGUGCUGCAGGGGCGGUCCCUCAGUCCGACUGAAACGGUGAUCGACGUGGUGCGGGGCAGAGCGCUCGGUCCCACGGAGUCCGUCGUGGACGUCAUCAAGGGGAGGCCCCUGGGCUCGUCCGAAUCCAUGAGGGAGGUGACGAAGGGGAGGGCGUUAGACACCAACGAGGUCAUCAGGGACGCGAUCCACAGACGGUCUCUGGACCGCGGCGACGCCAUGGUGGACGCCAUGCACAGACGCUCCAUGGACCGGGGCGAGUCGGUGGUGGAGAUGAUGCAGUCGCGGUCCCUGGCGCAGAACGACGCCAUCGCCGACGUGAUGCAGCGGUCCCUGGACAGGGGGGACGCCAUGGUGGACGCGCUCCACAGACGCUCGUUCGACCACAGCGACGCCGUGGUGGACGCGAUCCACAGAAGAUCCCUGGACCGCGGAGAGUCCGUCGCCGACGUGAUCCACGCGCGGUCCCUCGCUCAGGGCGACUCCAUCUCCGACGUGAUCCCCGGAGACACCCAGAGGCAACCCGAGCCCCUCAGGUCCAUCUUGAAGAACAGGUACGAGGGCGGAGGACUGCUCUACCAGGGACAGUACUCCAACAGUGCCUACGCAGACGAGCGGAAGGGGUUGGCCGACACUGCCUAUAGUCCACCGGAUUAUAAAGAUUACCUUGAUUCUUGAGGGUUGGUGGAAUACCUAAACGAUAUCACGAAUUUUUUAUAAAGCAGUUUUUUCUCUUGUUGUGGUUGAACUUUAGAUCUCUUCUCGUUCGAGUAACUUACUCUUGCUCCAAAAAUAUGGUGUCGUAAUGUAACUCUUCCUUUCUUUCUUGUUGUAAGUAACUGACAGUUGAAUAGACUCUAAAAAAACA
Penaeus vannamei (Pacific white shrimp) is the source of this 1345-nucleotide messenger RNA. The record is from RefSeq and is a predicted model, not a curated record. NCBI's taxonomy places the organism in Eukaryota, Metazoa, Arthropoda, Malacostraca, Decapoda, Penaeidae.